Messenger RNA from Panicum virgatum (switchgrass), 1172 nucleotides. Its product is annotated as LOB domain-containing protein CRL1-like. Bases 307 to 1020 code for a protein of 237 amino acids. The record is from RefSeq and is a predicted model, not a curated record. Gene Ontology annotation, cellular component: nucleus. Gene Ontology annotation, biological process: positive regulation of DNA-templated transcription; hormone-mediated signaling pathway. The transcript has 2 exons. Lineage: Eukaryota; Viridiplantae; Streptophyta; Magnoliopsida; Poales; Poaceae.
CAUAAAAUUUAGCGGCGAGGGGCGAGGGCGAUUGGGAGCUCAAAAUAAUGGAGCCGGUUGGCCAUUGGGGAGACACGCCGGAUUUGUUUAAUCCCCUGGCCGCUGGCCCUAAUCCCCCGCCCCUUCUUAUAAGCAAUGCUGGGCGUUGCACCCCGUCCUCACCGCGCCGAUCAUCAGCUAGCUUGGCCUGCUAACAGCGACACGGCAGCAGGCGAGGCCGGAAAUAUAAUCACCGUGCUCGAUCGAUCGGUUGAUCUCACCGGCCGGCGGUGAUCUCUCGAUCAGAUUCAGAGAGAGAGCUUGGAGAUGACAGGGUUCGGGUCGCCGUGCGGCGCGUGCAAGUUCCUGCGGCGCAAGUGCGUGCGCGGGUGCGUCUUCGCGCCCUACUUCUGCCACGAGCAGGGCGCGGCGCACUUCGCCGCCAUCCACAAGGUGUUCGGCGCCAGCAACGUGUCCAAGCUCCUCGCGCACCUGCCGCUCGCCGACCGCCCCGAGGCCGCCGUCACCAUCUCCUACGAGGCGCAGGCGCGGCUGCGCGACCCCAUCUACGGCUGCGUCGCCCACAUCUUCGCGCUCCAGCAGCAGGUGAUGACGCUGCAGGCGCAGCUGGCGUCGCUCAAGGCGCAGGCGGCGCAGGGGCAGGGCGUGCACGAGGACGCCAAGGGCUACAUGGGCAGCGCGGCGGAGCAGCUAGGGUACGGCUACCCCUGGUGCAGCAGCAAUGGAGGCGCGGGCGCCGUGGGCGCGCCGCCGGCCGCGCAGCCGAGCGCGUACGGCAAUGGCCGCCACGAGUCCCUGACCGCGUUGCUGGGGUCGGACUACAUGCAGCAGUCGCUGUACCACGCGUUCGAGCAGGCCGGCGCGGCCGACGACGACGGCCGGCAGGCGGCCGCCUUCGAGGCUGCGGCGGACUCGUCGUCGUUCGGGGCGGAGGAGAGCGGGUGGAGGUCGUCGUCGGGGUACCAAGACUGCGAGGACCUGCAGAGCGUGGCUUACGCUUACCUGAACCAUCGCUCGUAAGAACUGAGAACUACUAGCGCAGAAAAUAUAUCACAAGAGAUAUAUAGAUAUAUAUCUGUUCUCAAUUCCUCACCAUGUUUUGGACUUGAGCUUGGGUAAUAUAUGUGCGAUUUUCGAUCGAUUCGAGACCGAUCGAUCUCUGCUAGAAAUAA